AACAGUGGAAGGGGGUUUAGCAUUCCGCAACGCUCUCAUUGGUAUCGAUGGAGCUUUUCUCUCACCCUUAAACUCUAUCAAAAAUUUCCUGGGGUUUAAGCCAUGGCAGAUUUGGACGACGAUUUCGGAGACAUCUACACUGAUGUCGAAGCGCAGGCCGCUUCAGCCAUCAACGGCGUAUCGGACUUCGCUCAGUUCUAUACAGAAGCCGAAGACCAGCAAGAUAGGAAUGAUAGUAACAACAAUGCAAAGAACGGCAAGGGUUUCGUCUCCGAUUCUAAGAAACCCAAAGAGGAAUUGGGUGGUAAAGUUUUGGGUUCGGAGUCGGAUGAGGAUUACAGUGACAGUGAGGAUGACCUGAAUAUAGUUUUGAACGAUGGGGGUUGUAAAGGUAUUCCCUUUCCGGUUUCAGGUGGAGGGAGCAUGAGGGUUGAUGAUUAUGAAGAUGAGGAUGAUGAUGCUCUUGUGCCCAUGAAAGAUUGCAAGUAUGUAUGGACUCAAGGAUCUACCUGUCCAAGCAAUGGAAAAGCCAAUGAGUCUUUGGAUUUGGUGUCGCCUAUGCCGUUUGGAGGAGACCACUCGCAGAUUAGUCGUGUUCGUGAUACACCUAAUCCAGUGGUGAUUCGAAAUAGAUAUGGUUUUCGACUUCCUUGGUAUAGGACCAUACUGGACGUGGAUGUUGAAUCAUUUGAGGAGAAGUCAUGGAGGUAUCCUGAAGUUGAUAUAACAGAUUACUUCAAUUUUGAUUUGAACGAGGACAGCUGGAAAGAGUACUGCAACUCCCUGGAACAACUUCGGCGGCUAAAAUCCACACAGUAUGGCAUGCCUGGCUCUUCAAAAUUUUAUCAGGUUAAAGAAGCUGGAUCUGAGUAUGGCAGAUUCACCCAGGAAACUAUGCCUAAAGAAAUGAAUUAUGCUGGAUCAUGGACAUAUGCUUCUCCAUCAUCAACAGUUUCUGAUUUCAGAGUGAGACAGUUGGAACUACCAAAAGGGAAAGCAAUUCAGAUAGAAGAUAGUGUUGUUGAACGCCAACCAUCUUUUGAUAGCAGGCAUCCACAAAGUUGGAAUUCUGAUGUUGUGAUACAGAUUUCUGUGCAUGAUCCCACCCAGGAAACCUCCCAUUCUGGUGAGGAACAUGGGCAUACAAAUAGCAGGGCCCAUGAGACAUCUGAAAAUGGGGAGCUUGAUGCAAAUGGAAACCAAAACAAUAUCUCAUAUAAUACUACGACCGAUGAUGAUUCAUCAUUAGGAAGUCCAGAAGCAAACACAAGAAAAUUAGACAGAUGUUCCCAGAAGAUCAGUGCAUCCCAUCCAAUGACAAUAGACUCCGAUGAUCACAGUAACCAGGUCAUUGGUGUUGAUGGGGAUAACCAUAAGGAGGUGAAUGGUAUCUCAUUGGAGGCCAUUGAAAUUGCAAAUAAAGUGACAGAAAGUCUUGACAGGAAUACUUCCUGUGCUGAUCAAUGCAUGAUGGAGACACUAUUAUUGGUGAGUGAUGGCGAUGAUCACCUUAGUCUCAUUUCGUCAUGUUUUGCAUCUGAUUCUGAAGCUUCCAAGAACAGUGUUCAUUUUGAUCCAGAAGAUAUUCAUACUCCUGUAAGCCCUGUGGUGAAUUCACACACUGAACCACACAAGCCUGUCACAUCAUCUUUUAAGAACUCAAAAAGCAAUUGCAUCAAAAGAAAAAGAGUUGAUAUCCAAGAUUAUUCCAUCUGUAGAAGUUCUUCUCAAAAGAAGCACAAUCAUCAGGCCAGGAGGCUUAACAGUGGUGAUGAACCAAGUAAGCACAGAAACAAUGACAAUGAUAGGUCACCCACCUCAGAUACAGAGAACCCAUAUAACAGGAAUUGCUCAGAGAAUUUUCGUGGACAGAAGGACAGGCUGCGAGAUUCUGGCGGUAGUAACAUAGAAGAUAGUCCAGAUUAUAAAGAACCAAAGUUUUCCUGCCAUUAUGGUAUUAGAUAUGAUGAUAACCAUCAUCGGAAUCAAAGAGAUAAGAGAAAUUUUUCAAGUAGAAAAGGUAGUCACCUGUUCCAAGAGAAACUAGAUCCAUAUACGAAAAGAACUUUUAAUGAAAGGCAGACUUUCUGUGAAGAUAAGGAUAGAGAUUGGAGUCACUUUGGAAGAAUGCAGUUCACUGAAGAGAGGAGUCCUCUCCCCAGCAGGGAGUCCAGGGGGUUGCAUUAUAGGUGUUCCUCCACCGUUGAGGAAAGGGGUGCUCAAUGGGGAAGGAAUAGCAACAAACUGCUAUUUAAGAAAAUAUCCAAUUAUAAGUGGCAUGAAGAUGAUUUUCUGGGAGAAAAAGCUGGGAGAUACGCAUCAUUCACUAGUCGAAAAGGGAAUAAUUUUGAUGACUUUGAUGAGAGGCAGUUGCCACCCGUCAGGAGAGAAUUAAGUAACUGGGGGCGAAGGGGUGGAUAUGUGGACAGUCCCAUUUAUUUGGAUGAUUCACACUCUGAGCAAUUUGAAGAUGAAUAUUGCAAACACAGAGAAAAUCGAGACUGCUCCCAUCAGUCUUACAGAGACUUGUAUACAGCUGAUGAAGGAAGCUGGAAUCUCUCCAUAUCACCAAGAAAUGAAGUUUCUUACCCAAGAACAAGUGAUGAAAGAUAUUGGAGACGUGUGAGAAAAAUAGAUGCCGAAGAAGCCAAUCAGAUUAAUUGGUUUGAUGAUCACCAUGAUGCUUAUGAAAUCGAAGAUAACAUGUAUCGUAAUGAUCAUUUAAGGUGGAGAAGAUCUAACUGGCAAUCUGAAGUUAUGCGCUGGACUGAAGACCAGUUUACUUUCAGACAUCACAGUGAUGAAUUGUAUUCUGAGAAAGCAUCACGUUCUUAUCAGAAAUUUGUACGGCGUGAAAAAUUUCAUGCUAAAUAUGGUCCUCUGCAUGAUGGAAUGCCUAUUGAUAUUAUACAGCCAGAGCAGCAUGGAUUGAAAAUGGCCAGAAAAGGAGUCGGUCCUAACUUUAUUAAUAGAAGUGCUAAGAUGCAUAGAGUUAAGCAUGAGCAGACGUUGAGGCGCAGGGAUUCGAUGGACUUGGCUGUUAGGGAACAAAAGAUCUCUGCAAGAUGCUCCAAAGCCAGAUUUUCGAUAUGCAAUGGUAGGCCAGAAAGUAGGGGUGCAGAGAUUAGUGGAGAGGGGAUAACCUCAGGGAAAUCACAGUCGUGUGAAUCUGAGAAGGCGAGGGCAGUAGAAAACACCCAAAAAUUUGCAUGGGACCGAAACAACGAGAAAGGGCAUCAUAUGUUUCCAGUUACAAAUCAAAAUGCUGAUUUGGAUAUAGAGGAGGGCCAGAUUGUAAUACAAGAACAGAAUACAGCAAAUCCUUUGCAGAGAAAACAUGCUUAUGAUCACACAGCACCAGCCCACAGCGUGAAAAAGAGAAUGUUUGAUUGUCAUAAUGCUUCCAAUGGGAAUCAGGUUGUAGAAGGACAUGACAAACAAAAGAUUCUUCAGACAAUGGCUAAAAUGGAGCAACGUGAGGAGCGCUUUAAGGAGCCGAUCACCUUAAAAAAGGAGCCAGACAAGUUGGUCAAGCCUGAGGUUGAUCCCACAGUUCAAGCAGCUGAAGAAAAGCAACAUAGGCCAGCCCGAAAGAGGCAGUGGGGUGGUAGGUUCUCAAAGAACGACUCUCUAAUGUCGGGAAUUCCAUUGAAAGCAAGGUUCUGAAAGAAACAUCUUUUCCCCUGUUCAUUGCAAACGGUCAGUUGACGCUACCUUACCUCCGUGUGAGUGACUCAAGUGAUGCGCUGAUAUCAAUAAAGUUGAUGCGGUAGGCUGCUGUUUAUAAAAUGUGAUGUCUCUUUUUCAAAUGUGGUGUCAGACUUGGUGUCAGGGCUGAAAGUUUCCUCAGAAUCAUUUUUCCUAUUUGAAGCAGGUAAAUAAAUUAAAGCGCAGCUUGGCAUUUCAGAUAAAGGAAUCAGGUUACAGCUUCAUUCUUUUUGUCAGAGAAAUUGGAGACAUUAGUAAUUCAAUACUUUGUGUAAUGUAUAAAUUGGAGGUAGAUUUCUCCAAUCCAAGAACCAAGAUUCAGUUUUGAGAAUCUGUACAUUUACGCUAGGUUAUAGGAACCAUGUGCUGGGUUUAUAACCGUA
Rosa chinensis is the source of this 4091-nucleotide messenger RNA. Its product is annotated as FIP1[V]-like protein. Bases 103 to 3666 code for a protein of 1187 amino acids. Gene Ontology annotation, biological process: mRNA processing. The record is from RefSeq and is a predicted model, not a curated record. The transcript has 9 exons. NCBI's taxonomy places the organism in Eukaryota, Viridiplantae, Streptophyta, Magnoliopsida, Rosales, Rosaceae.